This is a messenger RNA of Cloeon dipterum, 2036 nucleotides long. RefSeq lists its product as uncharacterized. Bases 475 to 1671 code for a protein of 398 amino acids. NCBI's taxonomy places the organism in Eukaryota, Metazoa, Arthropoda, Insecta, Ephemeroptera, Baetidae. The transcript has 7 exons. The record is from RefSeq and is a predicted model, not a curated record.
CUCCACACGUCAUUAUGAUGUCCAUAUUUGGGAGCGGGCAGGAAGUCUUUUUCCAGCCAAUUAUACACCGUCGUAAUCCGUAAUCAACAUGGUAACAUGCGAUGUAAACAUUCUCGAUGUCACGGUAGAUACCGAAAUCAUGCGACACAAUGGCAGCGAUAGCCACAAUGUCGCCCUUGAGAGCGAAAUCUAUGCAAAUAUUGCUUCUUGCACUCUUUUCAUUAUUCAGCCGCCACUUGUUCAUGCCUUUUGCGCCAAAGUGUCUGGCUCAGCAGUUAGAGAGGGGUCCUUUCUUCUCAAAGGCGAGCUCUUGUUCCGGCGAUAAAAAAUGUCACGCGGGGGUGAGGGAGCACCCUGCCGGCCGUCUGGGUCUCCAGCCUAUUGAUCCCCGAGGUGGUCGCUGGUGCAGUCGCGCGUGCGCCCCGCUCGAGUGUGCAUGCAUCCCCAGCGGCUGGUGCUCGGCAGCGGCCACUGAUGGCCCCACGAGUGGCCAAACGCAUGAAGAAACGGCGUGAGCUGGACGCCCUGGUGGCUUCCGGCAAGGCACCAGCCUCCUCCUACUGCUCCAGCGACGAGGGCCCCGACGGAGGCCUCCUGUUCGACGAGGCGCGUCCUCGCAGGAGGAAGCCUCGUCGCGGCCUCCGGGCCCUCAAGGCUGGCUGUGGCUUUUGCGUAGUGGUUGGCCUAUUGCUGGCCGCCGCAGCUCUCACCUGGCUGCUGGCCGACGUCCGAGCUCAGGUGGCCGCACUCAGGGCCCACCUGGACAGAGUGUCUUCUAGUUGUGAUGGAGUGAGCAACGAUUUAUUCCAAUGCAGAUCGAGUUCAAGGCAAUUGCAGCUCAACCAAACCCACUUGGCCGCCCAAAUUGAAAAUAUCACCGCCUUCCUGGCCAACAUGUCCACCAGGCUUAAUAGCGUGUCUGAUGGUCUUCAAGAAGUUCAAAAGAGGGUGCAAGAGGCGCCCCAGCUAAUGACCAUUCCAAAAGACCUGAAGGACUUGUCCAACAGUGUGGCUGACCUGGGAAGUCAGAUAGGUGAAAUGAAGUCCACAACGAAACAGCUGCAGGAGCAGACUGGUAACAUGUCGUCCAAUUUAACUCACCUAGAGGCGUUUAUUAGUGAAGUGAACAGCACGCUGCAGAGCAGGCAGUUGUCAGCCGCUUCAGUGGCUGGAAAGGAGGCUGAGAUUUCCAAACAGGUGGAAGAACAGGAGAAAUGGGCUAAAGAACUUGCCACCUUAGCUAAAAAUGUGUCUCAAAUCAACUCAACCCUGAGCAAUAAACUGGAAUGGAUCAGGGAUGACUUGAGCAAGGAUCAUAAACUGAUCGAGGCUCUGCAAGAUCUUGGGCAAAACCUGAGCGCCAAAGUUACCACCCUUGACGCGGAAAGCAACCAAAUCAGUGAGCAACAAAAGCUCAAUACAGCCUCGUUCAACACCCAAUUGACCGGGACGUCAACCAAACUGUCGGACUUUGAGACCAAAAUGAGUCGGUUGCAAGAUCAGUACAGGGAUCUGCAGGCGAAGCAAGAGUCCGUCUUUCACAGGCUGGAUCAUUUAGACUCCCAGCCUGUCAGUCCACUUCCCUCCUCCACAGAGUCUGUGGUUCCAGUCCCCAAAUCUCCAGUUUCUUCGGCCUUACCUACCACAGUAAAAGCCAAGGAGAGUCCAUGAGUGCCAUAGCAAUCCUUGACUGUCAACAUCUUGAUUCGGUUAAUCCUAUCAAGCAGGGUGGAUCACAGAAUUAACAUAUGGUUUGCAUUUAUUACUGGAUUGUUACGCAGCUUGAUACUUGGCAAGCACAAGGACGUUGUUAUUUGACCCUGCCCCUGAUUCACUUACUUAACAUAAGGACCUGACCUCCCUUUACUUAGUGAUCUUUAGAUAAAGUCUUUAUUUGUGUCUGUUGGAGCUCUGGACAAACCCCAGGAAUCACGAUAUGACAAAAGACAAUUCGUGUAUUCAAUAUCAAGUCAUUUUAAAUUUUAAUCUAGAAUUAUUAACGACUGUUGAUUAAAUAAAUUUUAGAAACAACGAAA